CAUUACUGCCCCUUUCUUCUGUUUUCUAGGCAGAGCUGCUAAGAUGUUGGAAAGGAAUUUUUCCUCAAUUCUAAGACCAAGUAAAGGAAUGGAUCUGAAGAUCAAGAGAGGUUUUUGCAGUAAAUCACAGGAGGGGAGCAAACAAAAGCCUGAAGUAGGGGGCCAUUCCACCUUCAAAGUGCCAGGACACAAGCCCACAGACUGGGAAAAGAAGGUUCUGAUGUGGUCAGGCCGUUUCAAAAAAGUUGAUGAUAUACCAGAGACUGUCUCGUUUGAGUUGAUCGAUGCUGCUCGAAAUAAAUUGCGUGUGAAGAUCAGCUACCUGAUGAUUGCCCUGACAGUACUGGGAUGCAUCGUGAUGGUCAUUGAAGGAAAGCGGACACUUCAGCAGCUAGCAGAGUGUUGAUGGAGAAACUGAAACUUGAGCAAGCUCAACUGCAGAGAUGGACAAGGGAUGCACCACAAAGGGAUUCAUGGGAAGUGAGGGUAAGUUAAUGACCAAAGCAAACCAGUCUGUGUUCAAGGUCUGUCCGAAGAUGAUUGUAUCAAAAGCUAUACCCUGACUUAUCUUAUACAAGCUGGUCUGACAAGAUGUGUUGAACAAAAAUACUAGAAAAUUCCAGCUCCAGUUGCAAGAACUCAAAAGGUGGUGUCUUGGUCCCUGGCUGGAUGGUGAGAGGAUUCUCAAUUUUGGUUGGAUAUUUUGAAUCUUUGGAAGAAGUAUUGGUCAUUGUCUGACUGGUCCAUGUCAGGACCUCCAGGAAGAUGAACUAAGUUGGAUCACUCAGCAGAAAUAGGAUAGAACUGCUUGUUUCCUUCAGCACAUCACUUCCCAAAACCCAAAGUCACCAGGAAAGGAGAAAACUGAGGUCCUCAGUUGGCCAGCUGGAAGUCCUUCUGGUGACAUUGGGUAUCUAUCUCAGAUAGACACUUCUAAGUGUGUCUCUUUUCCAGCAAUUUGGGUUGCCCACUAUGGCACCAGAAAGAACUGUAGUUAUG
This is a messenger RNA of Chelonoidis abingdonii (Abingdon island giant tortoise), 999 nucleotides long. It is a transcript of the gene FAM162A, whose product is annotated as family with sequence similarity 162 member A. Gene Ontology annotation, cellular component: mitochondrion. The record is from RefSeq and is a predicted model, not a curated record. Lineage: Eukaryota; Metazoa; Chordata; Testudines; Testudinidae. Gene Ontology annotation, biological process: neuron apoptotic process; cellular response to hypoxia; positive regulation of release of cytochrome c from mitochondria.